AUUGCCUUACUUUAUCUUAUUUAUUGCCUUUUGUGGUUAAAAUCGUAUAUUGUAAGACUACUAAUUCGUCAAUAACGCGGAACUCUCCAUCUCUCUCUCUCUCUCUUUUUCGCUCAACUUCUGUCUUUCACAGCACCGCCAUUGAAGUGAGAGUAGGAAGGAGCUUCCUGCUUUCACCUGUUAUGCCUCCACCCAUUCAUCACGGACCUCCUCCGGUGAGGCAUCAGCAAACGUAUUACCGGAGCUACUCCUCCUCCUCAUCAGCAUCUCUCAAGGGAUGCUGCUGCUGCCUCUUCCUCCUCCUCGCUUUCCUAGCGCUUGUGGUACUCGCGGUGGUGCUGAUCGUGGUGCUAGCGUUGAAGCCGAAGAAACCACAGUUCGAUCUGCAGCAAGUGGCAGUGAUGAACAUGGGAAUCACAUCCCCGGAUAAUCCCAACCCUAGCGUUAUGGAUCCAACCACCGCCUCCCUCUCCUUCACAAUCCGCCUGCUCUUCACCGCCGGUAACCCGAACAAAGUUGGGAUCAGGUACGGCGAGUCCAGCUUCACGGUGAUGUACAAAGGCUUGCCACUGGGGAGAGCGACGGUGCCUGGAUUCUACCAGGACGCGCACAGCACGAGGAACGUGGAGGCGACCAUUGCUGUAGAUAGAGUGAAUCUUAUGCAAGGCAACGCGGCCGAUCUAGUCAAAGAGGCUUCGUUAAACGACCGAGUCGAGCUCACUGUUAAAGGAGACGUUAGUGCUAAGAUCCGAGUCAUGAACUUCGAUUCCCCAGGCGUUCAGGUAUCAGUGAAUUGCGGGAUAGGCAUUAGUCCGAGGAAGCAGGCUCUGAUUUACAAGCAAUGUGGCUUUGAUGGCCUCACCGUUUAAUUCCCUAAUCAUAACAUAUCUUCUUUUAAAAUUCUACUGACCACUCCCUAAAAUGUUGCGGAAUUGCGAAAAAAGGUUAAACUAAUAAAGAAACGGAACAGGAUCCAUAUCAGAUUUUUUUUUCUUUCUACAAGCCAUAUUUGAAGUAGCAACAAUGUUUGUUUACCAAAGUCACUAAUCACUUCAGUAAUUAAUAAUUACUCCCGUUGUAAUCC
Brassica oleracea var. oleracea is the source of this 1084-nucleotide messenger RNA. RefSeq lists its product as uncharacterized. Lineage: Eukaryota; Viridiplantae; Streptophyta; Magnoliopsida; Brassicales; Brassicaceae. Bases 183 to 869 code for a protein of 228 amino acids. Gene Ontology annotation, cellular component: plasma membrane. The transcript has 2 exons. The record is from RefSeq and is a predicted model, not a curated record.